Lycium barbarum (goji berry) is the source of this 450-nucleotide messenger RNA. RefSeq lists its product as uncharacterized. The record is from RefSeq and is a predicted model, not a curated record. The transcript is spliced from 2 exons. The coding region runs from base 1 to 450 and encodes 149 amino acids. Lineage: Eukaryota; Viridiplantae; Streptophyta; Magnoliopsida; Solanales; Solanaceae.
AUGGAGUGGCUGACAAGUUUGUGUAAUGUCGUUUUUAAGACGGCGAAAAUGUCUGAAAACUGGAGGUGGAGUACAAUGAUUUCUUUGUACAAGAAUACGAGUGACAUUCGGAGUUGCUAUAACUACAGGGGGCAUCAAGUUGCUAAGCUACACUAUGAAAGCUUGGAACAGGAUGGUGGAGAUGAGGUCUAUUACAGAAGCCAAUCAUCUUGUAAGGAGACUGGUGGAGUUGUAUACCGAAGGAAGAAGGACUUAUACAUGGUGUUCACCGACUUAGAAAAGGAAUACGACAAAGUCCCAAUAGAGGUUUUCAUGGAGAUGCUCGGAGGCAGAAGUGUUUAUGUGGUGUACACUAGGGUGAUUAAGGACAUGUAUGAUGGAAUCAAGACCCGAGUAAGGAUAAUGGGAGGAGACUCAGAGAAGUUCUCAGUUGUGAUGGGGUUGCACUAG